GUUUGGCAAUGUUCACCCCGGGCAGUCAGCUGGACACAACAACUUGCUGGUCGGACGGAUCCCACCGUACUCGGAGUGCUCCUUGCAGAACAGACCAAUUUGGAAAAAAAAAAAAAGAUCCGAUUAUUUUACACAUUCGGUCACCCGUCGCCAUGUCCCAGGCCAAAAUACAAGCUAAACUCAACGAUGUAACAGGCGGCAAGUUUAAGAGGACUAUGUCCAUGGCGGACCGGGCGGGACAACUUUUGUCGAAUUUGGAUCAGCUGGAGAUAAGGGUGGAGGCACUUCGCGAAACCGCCUCGGCCAUAGAACAGGAAAGGGAAUGCAUCCUGGAGAUGAUUCAAUCCUUACAGAACAGUCAAGAAAUGCAUAACAUCAGCGCCGGAGAGAAAGAAGAGUUGACUUUGACAGCAGACCGACUAAUGGGCCGCACCUUGUCAGUGGAGAUCAACGUGGGCACCAUCAGGAACAGCCAGCAAGAGGAGGCCCUGCGCAAGGCCACGUCCAUCAUUGACGAAAUUGUGAAGAAGCUGCUGGUCGACAUGGCUGAAUCUAGGCAGCAGCUCCUCGCCCUGCACUCGGCCUGCGUGACGGAGGCGCCGGCUGUGCCCAUCGACCAGAAGUUUCAAUCUAUCGUGAUCAGCUGCGCUCUGGAGGACCAGAAGAAAAUUAAGAGAAGGCUGGAGAUGCUGCUGAGGAACGUUGGAAAUGCUGAGAAAAAUAUAAAGAUCAUGGAUCAUCAGAAAUUAGAGGAGCCAAAAGCUAAUGGCAGUCAAUAAGGAAUUGUCACCAAAACCUAAAAUGUCCUUCACUGUCUUAACCAAACUCUGAUAAGGGAUACAUGCAUAUGUUGUGUACCCAAGGGCCAAAACCACCAUCACACCAGAAUGAAAUGUUUGACAUACUUAAUUAGAGUCUUGAGUUUUACCUCCACUACCUCAAUGCAUGAAGGAGAUACAGGCCGCAUUAAGAUGAGGAUUUGUUUGCAUGAAACUCUUUUUGUGUGCACAAGUGAAUAAAAUUGAACAAAUCAAAGGCAGCCUGUCACA
Messenger RNA from Hippocampus comes (tiger tail seahorse), 1049 nucleotides. RefSeq names its product BCL2 associated athanogene 2 (gene bag2). The record is from RefSeq and is a predicted model, not a curated record. Gene Ontology annotation, biological process: protein stabilization. The coding region runs from base 9 to 779 and encodes 256 amino acids. Lineage: Eukaryota; Metazoa; Chordata; Actinopteri; Syngnathiformes; Syngnathidae. The transcript is spliced from 3 exons. Gene Ontology annotation, molecular function: protein-folding chaperone binding; adenyl-nucleotide exchange factor activity.